This is a messenger RNA of Brassica rapa (field mustard), 6838 nucleotides long. Its product is annotated as myb-related protein 306. The record is from RefSeq and is a predicted model, not a curated record. Lineage: Eukaryota; Viridiplantae; Streptophyta; Magnoliopsida; Brassicales; Brassicaceae. Gene Ontology annotation, biological process: response to auxin.
UAAAAAAAACUGUAAAAUAUACUUUAAGUUUAUGAAAUGUCCUUUUAUAAUUGUAAAUUUUGGUUGUUGAUAAAAAAAUAAUAGUUUGAUUUAAUGUGUGUAGUGUAGAUGACCCUAACUAGUCUCAAUAAUAAAUAUAUCUUCACAAUUACAACACAUAAACAAACGAGUCUGAUUCGAUCAACGAACACGUACAAGGUAUAGCAUGUACAUGUGAUCAUGCGUGGACUCGUUAUGCAUUUUUUUUACAUGUAUCUAUUAAAUAAUAUCUUCAGUUUUGAAAGUUCUGGCAUGUUUUGUGUUAAAAUUUUAUCUAUCUCAAAUGAUCACCAAUUUGCUAUCAUUUUCUUAUCUUUGCUAGGAUAAAUCACUGAUCAGAGUACGGUGUGCAUAUAUGAUAGUUUAAUUGGUUGAAUUUAAAGGUUUCUUUUUAUUAACUUCAAAAUUUUAUUUUGGAGAAACUCAAAUGAGUAAACUUUAUUCAAAAAAGAAGAACAAUACGUUGUUGAACCUUGAUCGAAUUAAGUAUGCCUGUCUUAUUUUGUAUAACAACAUGUAUUGUAUUAGCAAACCCUUUCCUAAAAAAAACAUGUAUUAAAUAGGCUCGACUUCGAAUCCAAAUAAUGAUACGAAUACUAUUGCUAUUAUGCAAACUAUUAGCCUACUAUUGCCAUAUGUUUUAGUAGAUUCAUCAUAUAUAUUAAUUAGACUACAGAUAAUAAGAGUAUGAGACAGACAGUGAACAUGACAACAAUCUAUAACCCUAAUAUUUUCAUAUUUGAAUUUGGAUCGACCUGAAUGAUUAACAUAGAAGAUAUUGCUAGCUAUAAACCAGGAUAUUGAUAUUUAGAUUUUAGAUCGUAAUUUAAGUUGUUGAUCGCCGAAAAUGGAAUACAUAUACUAUAUCAGUCAAAUAAGUUUACUAUACAUAUCAACAAAAAAAAUGGUCAUGUGGAUAUGAACCAGCCAACAAAUGAUCAAAAAGUUAGCUAAAAAUGUAAUAAAUAGGGAUUGUAACUAUUAAUAACCAGCGUUGUUAUUUCUAUUUGCUAGGCUAGCUAGCACAUUGGCUUUGCUAUAAGUUAUAGUGGACCAAUAUAAUUGGUUUAUUUGCCGACUGAAGUUUAUUUUUUUUUUUGAACAAAGCCGACUGAAGUUUUUACCAAGGUAUUUCCUGUUAAAAAAAAACUUUUACCAAGGUUGUAACUUGUAUGAAACAAAAUUUCUGUGUAUCUAUUUCGUCAGUAUGUUUUAUGGCUAGAAUUUCUAUUGUAUCUAUCUUUUCGGUAUUCAUAGCUAUUUGUCUGUUACUAUCACACAUCUAUCUCAUUAGUAUUAGAAAUGGAAUAGAUGUGUAGUAUUAAUUAAUAACUAUAUCUACAGACUUUAGCUAUUCUUCUUUUACAAAAGGUUAGAGAAUUUAUACCCGACAAUUGAUAGGAGACUUAUAAUGUAAUUAAAUAGAGUAGGGUAAUUACAAUUAAGGGCAUAAUCCAUCGUUUUCACUUCAUUGAUCUCACGUUUAUUCUAGACCUUCCACCUGUGCCCAUCUCAUGCCAUGAUCAUACAACAACUCAACUCUAAAUUACUAUUGCGAACCGGCUGCUAAAAAGUUUCAGCAUGUUCACUCAUGAGUCAGCAUUUUUAGUUGUAAUAUAUGACCUGCUCAUACUUUAUUACACUUAGAGCACGGUUAAUGGAGGGUUCUUAGGAUGAAAUUCUUAGCAGAAUAUAAGAAACCAUCUCUUAGUUUUUAAUUUAUUUAAGAACCGGUUUUUAACUUUUUUAGUCAAAAUCUAAGAACGUUUUUUUAUAUUUCAUUAAAAACCCCCAUUAAACAUGCUCUUAUGUUUGUCAAAAAAGCAAACUCAUUAAUUACGCCUUAUAUGACUACUCUUAAUCAGACAACUAAUGACUGUCGUGUGCCAUAAUUUUUGUAAAGAUGGAUUGGAUACGGAUUGAUGUUUCACCUCUUCGAUAUUAUGUAAGACAACAUCUAGCUAUCAUUCGUACACAUAAUAGUUUAUUCGUGGCUAUGAAUUGUUGAAUUUUUAUAAUGAAGUUAACACAGCUUGAAGUCAUGUGAACUAAUUAACUAAUUAUUUCUAGGUUGUGUGGCUGUACGAUUGAUACUUCAACUACCAAAAUUGUAAGAAAUCAUCUAAAUGAACCAAAGUACAUUUAUUUCGUUACAAAUCAAAUGAUGUGUGUCUGUUUAAAAAUGAAUCGUUGUCGCCAAAAAUAGACUUUACAUUGUGACGUAGACGACAUGGAAAGUAUAUCCUGAACCAUGCAAAUCAAAGAACAAGAGAAAAAAAAAAUCUGAAAAUAGAAAUUCAAUAGAGAACUAAAACGUCUAGAAUUGGAGCACGAAGCAAAUAAAACCACUUAUUUGAAAAAAACGGAUUAUGUUAGUUUGUAUAAUAAAUGAAACAAUAGUUUUCUUCGUAUACUUUUUUGGAGAAUCCUGAGAAUUUGUGCGUUUUCUUCUGGACGAUAUGGAAACUAUACCAUGAACCAUGAUACAUCCUCUGUUUCAUUAAGAUAGAAAUUUUAGAAAAAAAUUUUGUUUCACAAAAAUAUAUUUUUUAUGUUUUUUAAAUAAAAAUUACAAAUUUUAAUAAAAUUAAUUGAAAAACUAUUGAUUAAAAAACAUUGAAAUUUGAUCAUUUUAAAAAAUGAUGUAUGAUUAAUGUAUUUUUUUAAUAUAUGUGAAAAUACCAAAACAUAUAUCUUUAAAAGGCGGAGGGAAAAAACAGAACGAAUAACUUUUAAGGUGAUGACUGACAUUCUAAACAGCAUGAAUACUCAGCUUUUCCAUAGAUUUUAGGACUAGUUUGGACUUCGAUCCCAAUUAACUUUUCCCCAUUACCAAUAUAUAUACCGUCUUAAAUGAAGAUUACUAAAGCUGAAAGAAACUAAAACAGAACAGUAACUAAACUAUAAAUUGUCGUACCAUUGAAUUUUUAUGUCGCCUAGGCAUCAAAUGAUGUAGUGCUAUAAAUUGUCAAUUGAAAAGUAAACGUUAAUAACAUUUCUUUCUUUUAAACAAAGAGUAAAUGUGGACGUUAUUAAACCAUUCUUUGGACAAGCAACCAACACAAUUAAAUUCGAUUAGAUUAACGAACAACGUUUGGUCCAGUGAUCUGUUCGAGCUGGAAAGGAUAAACAGAGGCGGAAUUUACAAGUGGUUGAUCUUAAGAAAACUCAGUAUAUAAGUAAAUGCGCGAUAAUACAGAAAAUGGAUAAUAUCAGCAAUCAAGAAUAUAAAAAUCUUAUCAUAAGUCUGAAAUAUAGUUUCGUUACACUGUAUUAAUUGGAUGAUUUUCAGAAAACACAGUAUACGUACCAUUCAACAUGCAAAGCUAUAAAAAAGAAGACCUAUAACAAGUGAAGAUUUAUUGUCUUUAUAUUCAAAGAAGAAAGGGAAAAUGAUCACUUGGAGGUUGGCUUAUAAUGAAGUGAUGAAGAGCUUCCAGUGAGUUACAACGUUAGAUUUUGUUAAGUUUUAUAGGCUUCCAACUUGAAACAAAAAUUUGGUUAUAACUGGAUUCGCCCAAUUUUUUAAUAUAUAUUAACCACGUCUAAUAAUCUUGAUCUUGAAGUAAGAGUUUUUAUUCUCACAAGUUCAUUAAAGAAACACGUGAAAAGAGUAUCUAAUUCGAUUCUAAUAUAGUGAGGAUAAUUCCGAUAUUUCAUUGAUCUGGUCGAGCUUCUUAUGAUCUGAUCAGGUAGAGUCUUAGGACAUCACUAGUUUCUCCAUUACCAUCCACAAACACAGUUUUUGCGGAUGGUAACGGUUACCGACGUUUUGUAAUAAUUACAGAAAACACUAUAAAUCGUUUCAAAUUGUGUUAAAGCUUUUAAAUUUAAAAGUUGAUUCUAAUUAGUAUUUGCGAUUACAGACGGUUAUAGAAGGAUAAAUAAUUAAAUUAAAAUUAAAAUAAUAGAAAUACUAAAAAUAUAUAUUAUAAAACUUUAAACGAAAAAUAUUUUCAAUUAUUUAAAAAAAAAUAAUAAUAAAAUUUUAUGAUUAUUAUAAUAAUGUGUUUUUUAAUAGUUUUAUAAUUAUCUAAAAUAUAAAUAUUGUUAAUUUAGCUAUUACCAAAACUCCACUUUUUUGCUUCAAUCACUAUUGCAUUCGGUAGUUAACCAAUUAUAAAUAUUUUCAAAUGCAACAAUUUUUAACAGAUGUACUAACAUGGGUGAAUCUAGAGGAUUUUUUAUGGUUCACAAAUGGUAACAAAGGAAAAAUCUGAGGAUUUGGUUAUAAAAUAAUUGAUGCACAACUAAAUUUUAGACAUAAUAUGGUUAUAACUUUAUUAAAAAAUAUUAAAUUUCCAAGUUUUAGUGGGUGCACGUGUCCCUAUGCUUAACAAGCUAGAUUCGCCACCGUGUAUUAAUCGUACAAGUCUCUUAAUAACGCUUAAAAAUACAACCAUCCGCUUCCGUAAAUGUCCGCACUGCGAUUAUGCCACAAUUGACUUGUAAUCUUUAAACUUUGAUGGUGAAAUAGAUACGAAAAAAGAUACGGGAAACCUAGGUAUCUGGAUUUGGAACCCAACUUGUUAAAUAUUGUGUAUUUGUCGUUUCGACUGCUUUUGGGUUAGUAUAAAAGUCGUCUGAUGAACUGAGUCUGUAUAAAGUUCUAUAGUUUGCACACUACUGGCUAGUGGCUACUAAUUUCAGGAUGAAAAUAGUGAAGAGAAGGAAUGAUUCUCAACACUAAUUAAACAUGAUCUUAAUCUCACCUAUAUAAUCGGUAUAAACUAUACUCGUAACUGCAGUGCCAACCCUUUGAAUGGUAGUGCCACGUACGUGAAGAGAGAGACAUAGAUAGAAGAGUAAGGGAUGACUUUUUAGAGAAGCAAAGGAAAAUGAGUAAAUGCUCUUCGCUGUCUCUAUUGACUCUUAAUCUUUUUUCCCUUAAAUAAAAGACUUCUUAUUGGGAUCAGCAGCCACGUAGAUGAUUUAUUUGUUUUCUUUUUUCAAUAUUUUUUUCUUGUAGAGGUUACGUUAAAAAUAAAAGUUAUAAUAUGAGGUUUCUCAUAUGUUCAGAACUUCAGAUGAUAAAGACAAAAAAAAUUGUAAGAAAACAAAUAAUAAAAAUUGUAAUUCAUCGGCUUUAAAAAACUGUAAUUCAUGCGCUAGCGAUCAAUUCGGUUUAAAUAUGUGUAUGGUGUGUCUUAAUUUCAAUGCAUAUAGAUCCAAAAAACGACCCAUGUGACCUAGACGCUUGUCUUUCUCUCUAACAUCCAAACUCUUUGCUGAAACCUCCCUUGUAACAAGCAAACAACAACAAAGAGGAUCAAAACGAAGACUCUUUCAAAACGAAGAAGACAAUCUUGGAGUUUUACUAGUUACUAUAAGCUUAUACACACACACUGUACCUCGCUAUACCUGAGUCUAUAUAAUAGAGAGGGGAAGAACAAAAGAAACAGAGGAGACGAUCAAGAGCGUAUCCGUGUGGAUAUGGGUAGACCACCUUGUUGCGAGAAGAUAGUGGUGAAGAAAGGACCAUGGACUCCAGAAGAAGACAUAACCUUGGUCUCUUAUAUCCAACAACAUGGCCCUGGAAACUGGAGAUCUGUUCCUAAAAACACCGGUUUGCUAAGAUGUAGCAAGAGUUGCAGACUUAGAUGGACUAAUUACCUUCGUCCCGGGAUUAAACGAGGAAAUUUCACUCAGCAUGAAGAGAAAACGAUCAUCCACCUCCAAGCUCUUUUGGGUAACAGAUGGGCAGCCAUAGCAUCAUAUCUACCUCAGAGGACUGACAACGAUAUCAAGAACUAUUGGAACACUCAUCUGAAAAAGAAACUCCAGCUGCAGCGUCAAAAUGGUAUCACCAACGAAGACAACACCGAUAUGACAGAGAUGUCGUCUUGUAACAACAACAACAACGUAUGUACCAACAGCAAAAGAAUCGCCAACAAGGGACAAUGGGAGAAAAAGCUUCAAACAGACAUCAACAUGGCCAAACAAGCCUUGUUCCAAGCCUUAUCACUUGACCAACCAACUUCAUCGAUAUCUCCUGAUCUCGGCUCGCCAAAACCUCAUCAUCAUUCUGCCACCGCUUCUUAUGCCUCAAGCACAGAUAACAUAUCUAAGUUACUACAGAACUGGACAAGCUCAUCUUCUUCAGUACCUUACACUUCAUCAUACUCCAACAACCGGAGCUCGAGCACUGGCGAAGGAGGCGUUCUUGAUAAACACGCUUUGUUCUCACCGAGCUCAGAAACUGGAUCAGUUGAUGAGAAGUUAAAUUUGAUGACGGAGACAAGUAUUUUUAAAGGUGAGAGCAAACCAAUCGUUGACACGGAAGCAACUAUUGAUGAUCAUAGCUCGUUGUCUUUGAUCGAAAAAUGGUUAUUUGAUGAUCAAGGCAUGGUCCAGUGUGAUGACGAUCAAGAAGAUCUUAUUGAUGUGUCUUUACAGGGUAAAAAUACUGAUAACAACCAUCAAGAUGUAUUCUAGGUACAUGGAGCAACACUAUAGAUCUACCAAGUGUAGGUAGUCUAGUGGUCGUCCUAUCAUCCAUAAUGAGGUUGCUCUCUGCACCCUAGUUCGAACCUUGUUUGGGGGAGAUGUAUUUAUCAUAAAAUGGUGACGGCCGAGAAAAAGCUACGGGUCAAAAGAUUCCAAAACUUCGUUAGAGGAAAAAAAAAACUAUAUAGGUUACUUUUUAUUAUUAUUCUCCUUUAUGAACUUUAGUUAGGUUUUAUUUUACUGUAUGGCUUGCUUGUUGUCAAGUCGAUCGAUGAGAAUAAAACUGUCAAUUGUGUAAUUUACUAUUUGAAGUUAAAAAUAGUGCAAUAAACUAAGUUUUCCUGUUUUAAUA